AUGUCAUCCUACCAAACUUACUCAUCCCACUACUCAAACAACAACAACUCCUCAUCACAACACCCAUACUCCAGUCGCUCAACAUCCCCCGCGACAACACUCUCACCUCCCUCACCAACCAUCGGUAACCGUGGAGGCACCAGUGCCACCACCUCUGCCGCCAUUAAUAUCGACUCCCAAACACCCAUCUACACCAUUGACUACAGCCACUCAAAUACAUCAGGAUCAGUAGGGGCACAACGAAGCGGUUCGCCUUCGUUACCACCCCUCGGAAGCCCCACCAGCACCCUCCACAGCAGUGACAGUCGAAGCAAUACCUUCAAUUCACAAAAGCGCACCGCGUCUCCGACCAUGGCCUUUUCUAAUACCCCUUUGCCGGAACCGACGCGGUGGAAGCGGGUCCGGUUGACGGUCAUGAAGCUUGCGACUGUUGAACGGUUGCAGUUGCUCUGGGGUCUGCUUGCAGUCCUGGGUACCGUGUCCUGGAUUGCCCUCUUGCCAGCCUAUUCCUUCAGAAGUGGCCUUGGGCGCGGCACCUUCAGUGACCCUUCCUACAGUCUUUUCUUGGUUGCAACUGUCGGAACGUCGUUUUCAGCCAUCUGGCAAUCCCUUUGUCCAUUCCUCAUCCGCCAAAGUCAACGGGCCCUCCUCCCCCGCAUCAUCAACCACCCCUCUACCCAAACUGCCACCAUCGUCGUUUCCGUCGUCCUGACCGUCCUCAACUUCUUUAGCUGGAUCAUCUUGGCCGCUGGAGGCGAUACCGGUGCGCAUACCAACUGUAUGACGGGCCCCUUGGCCGAUAGACCUGGAUACAUCUCGCAAUGCCGGGGCGUCAAUGUUGCGAUUGCGGUCGAUGCCAUUGUGUUCUUGCUCUGGAUCCCCAUCUCGGUCGUCAUUGUCUGUGGAACGGUCGAGCGUGGUCUGUGGUGGUGGGGCGAGGAUGAUGGCUGGGCACAAGGAGAGGGCCUGGUUGGAGGAUCGAACAUGAUGUCUGAGGAAGAGUUUGAUAUGAAGAUUGGUGUUGGCGGAAGCAAGCGUAUCAAGAGACGUCAGACUGUCUUCCCGACCGAGGAGGAGCAGGCUGAGCAUCCAGGAAUGGUCAUGAUCCAACAACCUAAGCCAGCGUUUGUCACACCCAUUGCUUCCCAGUUCCGGUCGUCUUCAGGUGGAGCCGACGACGACCUCGAGAACGGAGACGAUGAUGAUUUCGGCAAUUUCACACCUUCGAGUUACAGGCGGCAUCACCAACAACGUCAACAACAACAGAGGCAACGAUUGCAGCGCAAGGCGUCGACGAAUUCAUUGUCGAGUCGGUUGUCGACUUUCUUUGGCGCCGGUUGGGGGGCGGAUGCUAUGCCCCCUUCAUCUUCUUCGUCACCCACAGAACCUGUCCCUGCGCUCCCACCCAUGCCUAUGAUGCCUUCCCAGUACGCACAGGAGAAUGCUCGCAAUGCCGCCGCUGUUGCCGCCAAAACGAACGGCGGCGACACCGUCACAGCUUCGACCAGAAAGAAGAAGAAUGAAGAGAAGAAGAAGGAAGAGGAUGAAAAGGAAGCAGAGGAGGAUAUUCCGUUGCAUGGAGAUAGCUAUGAAUCUCAAUGGCAUUCCCGCUGGUCUUGA
This is a messenger RNA of Linnemannia hyalina, 1620 nucleotides long. Lineage: Eukaryota; Fungi; Mortierellomycota; Mortierellomycetes; Mortierellales; Mortierellaceae. The record is from the annotation of a GenBank genome assembly.